AACCCGCUCAGACCCUAAAAGCCCGGACAGACACCAGCACAGACAGCAGCACAGACAGCAGCUCCGUUACUCACCUCAUCCCCGUCGGUUAUUCUUGUUUUGAUGGGUUAAAGAAAUAUUCACGGAGACAAUCCAACCGCGGGAAACCUGAAACGAAAUGACACAAAGAGUGGACUUUUUAUUUUAAUCGUCUUGUGAUCGCCGGGUCGCAUCCCCCGCUUGUGUCGGCCCAUUUCAUCCCCUCUGAUGUCCACCUGUUACCGCCGCUUUCUGACCCGCAGACAGCCUCAUCACGGAUCGUCACAUAGACCAAGCUACUGCUGAGAUGGCCCGUGCGGAGACCAUCGAGAGCGCCGGGGAGACUGGAGGAGGAGGAGGAGGAGGAGGAGGAGGAGGAAACAGCCCUCUUCCUCACCACAACACCUGCCGCAUGGAGCUGCCUCAGCCCUUCCACACCUGGCCCGGUCUGCUCACCACUACCACCAUCACGACCGGCUCUGGGGGUGGCACCGGGGCCCUGCACCUCCACCACCGUCUGCACCCUUUGCAGGCGAUCUGUCGGUCGUACCCGCUGCCUUACGCUCACACGGGGGGCCGGGACGAGCCCCUGACUCACCAGCAGUUACCUGCGUUAUCGCCAUCCCCGACGCCUCCUCCCUCGCUGCUUUGCAAUCGGAGGGAAGAGAGAGUUGGAGGAGAGCAGUCAGACUCGAACAGAGAGGAGCGCCAGGAGGCCUGCAGCUGGCAGGGACCUCUGCCUGACCUGCUGCCCCAGAACGAGCACCCAUCCUGGGCUUCCCCGCACCACAGAGCCCCCAGGGAGGAGGCGGUAGAGCGGCUGGAGGUCAGCAGAGUGGCCGACCAGCUGAGGACCAUUGGAGAUGAAUUUAACGCCACAGUUCUCCGCAGAGCGCACGCCGCCCCCCACUGGCAGGACUUGAGAGACGCCUGCCGAGGACUCCUCAACUUCAUCACCCAGACCCUUAGCACUCUCUACAGGCUCACGUAGAACGCCGUCUCACCUGCGGCUAUCGGUUACCGCGGCGACUUCUCAUUCAGGACUCGGCCACGGACCGUCGUGAACACUGUCGUCCGUUUUUUUGAAACCUGGAGGAUUAACGCGGCCUGAAAUCAAAACAUGUUCUUGAACAAAGAGUUUUGGGAGGAUGAGAUCAGCAGCUGGAGGUGUCGGUGCCGCCUGUGGGCUGGAUCAGGGUGCUACCUGUGGAAACCGGGCCCUGCCUGUCUGUCUGCCUGCCUGUCCGUCGGUCAGUCUGCUGGUUCAGACUGCAGCUGACGGACUGACGGUCACUUUCCUACCUGUAUAUUCUGUAAAAUCCCCUCGCUUUUCUCUGUCUUUGUCGGGGGGGGGCAGCUCUUUAUGUAGCAGGCGUGACUCAAGUGUGUGUGAGUCAGUGUGUGUGUGUGUGUGUGUGUGUGUGUGUGCGCACAUGGCAGAUCUGGGUCAAAUGGGAUAGGUUGCGUAUAAUGUGAUGUUGGGCUUUCAGUACCACAGAUGAUAUGAGACGUGUUUUUCUUCUCUUCCCUUUGAUUACAUACAAUUUUCAUCAUCAUAUCUUCUCCUUUCUGACACCAUCUGAGUUAAAAAAUAAUUACAUACGAUAACAGACACGAUUUGACCCUCGUCUGAUGUGUGCGUGUUAUUGUUGCGUCUUUAUUUUGCCCCCCCCACUAAUCUUAGAAACUGUGAAACUGGACGCUGUGUUUGCAUCGCAGGGAAAAGUCGGGUGUUAUUCCAACUAUGGAGCAAAAGCACUGAGUGAACCUCUCUCCCAAUCUGAAACUGCUUCGUCAUACAAACGUGCCUUUCUUUUACUCAGCGCUCUGUUGACGCCUAAUCUUUAACAUCAGGACAAUCAGCUACACGCACACAUUCAAACAAAUACACACACACACACACUCUUUUGUCACUAAACUCAAGUCACAUUCAAAGGAUGCAGCUUCAGCGUGGCUUAAGGUCAUUUAAGGACAGAAAUAGUUUAAUCCCCAUCGAGCAUACACACAUUUUGCCGCUGUGCGUCCCCUCCGCGGCGUUCGUGCAGCCAGUGUUGGGAGCUGGCGGGGUCUCUCACGCCCGUGUCGACAGUGUUUAUAGUUACUUGAUCGUUUGUAAAUAUUCUUUUGGGAGAUGAAUCUAACUAAUAUGAAAAUUUGAUGGACUUUAAAAAGUACUUAUCAAAGCGAGAGUUCACUGUGUUUGGGAGAAUCUUUUUGUAUUUCUCAGCGAAGUUUUGAAUUUAAAUCCAGUGGAUUUGAGUUAAAGAAAAAUAUAUGAUUUGGAUCUGACUGAAAAGUAUUUGAUGCUGUUUGUAAAAUGAACCCCUUCGAUUAUUUUCAUUGUAGUUUGGGAGAAAAUGUUGAUUUGCUCAUAUUUAGAGCAUAAUUUAUUUUGAAAUGUAGCCUUUCUGUAGCUUGUUUUUUUUUUUUUACGUAAUGUAUUAUUUAUUUGUUUUCUUACAUUCUUUGAUCAAAACAAUGAAUUAAGUUGUACUUUAGUUGUAACUGUAACAGAGAUUGAGUAAGAAGGGAGAUAAAGCUGAAAGUGGAUACAUCUCUUGUCCAUCGCUCACAUUAAAAAACUUAUUUUAAACGGUACGUUUUAGAGCAGUUGUUUUAUUAUAAACAACUUAACUGAUAUUCCAAAUUUAAAACCAGACCGCUGUGUCUUUUGUUAGCUUUGUGUUUGACCCAUGAAGCACAAAUGGGAACUGAGAUGUGAGUAUAUUACUGAAUACCACUCCAGAAACUGAAAGAGAUGUAUUAGCUUUAGUACCAAAGUACCAAAGCUCUCCCUUUAUACUCUAAAUAUAAUAUUAAAGCACAAAAAAAAAAAGACAAAAUCAGGCAUCUCAGACUGUUAGCAAUACUCAAAGUUUUUGUUAAACAGCUCAAACUGACUGAACUGAAAACAAACAGUGGAAAUGUAUGAAACGGUGUUUCUGUGUGAUUUUGGACAGCGCUAGUGCUACAUGUGGUGCUACACAUCCUAAAAAUAUACAUUUAUGUAGUCACGUACUUUGAAUUCAGUUUUUUUCUGAAAUUUUGGCCCUUAUUGACCCGUCAGCGUUAAAAUGCCUCAUAAAUUCAUACAUUCAUACAUUUCUAACAUUUUUGACAGCCUUGAUGUAUAAAGUCCUAAUGAUAACUACGCUAGCAGGGUAGACACUCGUUUACUGCUUGUAUAUUGGUUUGAAUAAAGUUCACUACUUUCAAAAGCUUUCAACCUGCAGGCGGAGUGGCGCUCUGAGCACGUGCAGUUGCUCGCUUCCUGGUUGUUGUUGUUUUUGUAAGAGUGCACUUCCCCGGUUCAGGGCUCGCCUCCCUCAAUACAAUGACGUUUCAGUUUCAGUGUCAUCACAUGCAGUGUGUAUUUGCUGUUUUUCAACUUUUUUCUAUUGUAAACUUUCUACAUGAAUUUUGUACUUUUUUCUUUUUUAUACAAUAAAAAUAAGGAGAACUAUA
Messenger RNA from Dicentrarchus labrax (European seabass), 3483 nucleotides. RefSeq names its product BCL2 binding component 3 (gene bbc3). The record is from RefSeq and is a predicted model, not a curated record. Bases 326 to 1009 code for a protein of 227 amino acids. Lineage: Eukaryota; Metazoa; Chordata; Actinopteri; Moronidae. The transcript is spliced from 4 exons.